AUGUCGGGCACAACGAUUGACGAUGUCGUGAAGCGAUUGAGCACUCCGGAAACGGAGACGAAGAUCAAGGUUGAAGCUGCUACAACGCUUCGCGACAGUCUAGACCACUACACGGCCGGUCCUAUCUAUGCGCCGUUUCUCAAGAAGCUAAUGCCCAUCUUCAUCAACAUUCUCAAAGGACCAUGCAUCUUCCAAAGCAACUCUCCAGAGCAGAAACUCCGAAACUGUAUCCUGGAGGUUCUUCACCGUCUACCAACACAUCCCUCUCCAACCGAGCCUUUCGAGCCCUUCGCUGAAGAGAUCGUCGACCUUUUGAUGCAUCUCGUACGAACAGAUAACGAGGAGAACGCGACAUUAUGCGUCAAAAUCACAUCGGAUAUCAUGCGCCAUCAACACAAGGUGCUGGCUCAGAAAGUUCAGCCAUUCCUGACCCUCAUUCAAGAGCUGUUUGAGCAGAUGGAGAAGGUCGUACGCGAGCAGCUGGACAAUACGUCAAUGCCGACAAACAGCGCCUCUGGCGCCCCCUCAACCCCUGGCUCUUCCCAGACCAACUUCCAAUCUCCUCGGCCAGGCUCGCCAGUAGCAUCCGUGACGGACCUUGGUCCCGAUCCCCAGCAGCAGAAUCGGCUGCUCCUGAAGGGCAUGUCCUCGUUCAAGGUGUUAUCAGAAUGCCCGAUCAUUGUGGUUUCGAUCUUCCAGGUCUACAGAAAUACGGUCGGAUCCAACGUCAAGCUCUUCGUGCCCCUGAUCAAGGGUGUUCUAUGCCUGCAAGCUAGCGCCCAACGACAAGCACACGCUGAUGCGAAGGCCAAAGGUCAAAUAUUCACAGGUGUCAGCCCCCUGAUCAAGAAUAGGGCAGCGUUUGGAGAGUUUAUCACUGCUCAGGUCAAGACGAUGAGCUUCCUGGCCUACCUUCUGCGGCAAUACUCGCAACAACUGCAAGACUUCCUUCCGACCUUGCCGGAAAUUGUUGUCAGACUGCUGAAGGAUUGUCCACGGGAGAAAUCGAGCACGCGUAAGGAGCUUUUGGUUGCCAUCCGCCAUAUCAUCAACUUCAACUUCCGCAAAAUCUUUCUCUCCAAGAUUGACGAGCUUCUUGACGAGAAGACAUUGAUUGGCGACGGCUUAACAGUAUACGAGACGAUGAGGCCGCUUGCUUAUAGCAUGCUGGCUGAUCUCAUCCAUCACGUGCGGGACCAGCUCAGCCCAGAGCAGAUUCGGAAGACAGUCGAGGUGUAUACCAAGAACCUCCAGGAUAAUUUUCCCGGCACGAGCUUCCAGACCAUGAGCGCCAAGCUCCUCCUCAACAUGGCGGAAUGCAUCGCGAAGAUGCAAGACAAGGUUGACGCUCGACACUAUCUCAUGAUGAUUUUGAGUGCCAUUGGAGACAAAUUCAAGGCCAUGAACACGCAGUAUCCCAAUGCGGUGAAGCUGUCCAAGUUGUACAAGCAACAGGCUGCUGAGGGAACUGCCGAUAGCUAUCUUGCUGACAAGGAACACCCGCCUGACUGGGAUGAGACUGAUAUCUUCACGGCAAUGCCCAUCAAGCCCACGAACCCAAGAGACAGAGGUCUGGAUCCUGUCGCCGACAAUAAGUUCUUGUUUAAGAACCUCAUGAACGGUCUGAAGAACACGUUUUACCAGCUUCGCACAUGCAAUGCUGGCACCACCGUGAACCUUCAGAAUGCCCCGGCGCAAUGGCAAGAGGUGGCUUAUGGUUUCACGGCGGAAGAGGUCAAGGUUAUUGUCAAACUCUUCAGGGAAGGUGCCUAUGUCUUCCGUUACUACGAAAUUGAGAAGCCUGCUAGUGAGUCUCAGUACAUGUCUCCCGUGGAGUACAUGGCCAACUUCUACAUGGUCUCGAGCAGUAAGGAGGAGAAAGACCUGUUGGAAACAUUUGCUACAGUGUUUCACUGUAUCGAUCCUGCGACAUUUCAUGAAGUCUUUCAGCAGGAGAUCCCUCAUCUGUACGACAUGAUCUUCGAGCACACUGCCCUGCUGCACAUACCGCAGUUCUUCCUCGCCAGCGAAGCUACGUCGCCCAGCUUCUGUGGCAUGCUGCUGCGAUUCCUGAUGGACAGGAUUGAUCAGGUUGGGUCGGCAGACGUGAAGCGAUCGUCCAUCCUGCUCCGGCUUUUCAAACUAGCCUUUAUGGCAGUCACUCUCUUCGCCAACCAGAACGAGCAGGUCUUGCUUCCGCAUGUGGUGGACAUUGUGACAAAGUCUAUUGAUUUGUCUACCCGGGCAGAGGAGCCUAUGAACUACUUCCUGCUCCUGCGCUCCCUUUUCCGAAGCAUUGGCGGAGGCAAGUUUGAGCAUCUCUAUAAGCAGAUUCUCCCACUCCUCGAGAUGCUCUUGGACGUACUCAACACAUUGCUCAUGGCUGCGCGUCAAGGACUCCGAACCUUGGAGCUGUGCGUCGACAACCUAACGGCCGACUACCUGGACCCCAUUAUGGCACCAGUCAUUGAUGAACUCAUGACGGCGUUGUUCGACCACCUUCGUCCGCAUCCCUACAGCCACUUCCAUGCGCACACGACAAUGCGUAUUUUAGGAAAGCUCGGUGGCCGAAAUCGAAAGUAUAUUACCGGUCCUCAGCCGCUGAGCUUCGAGGAAUUCGCCGAUGAUGCGACUAGCUUCGACCUGAGGCUUGUGGGCUCAAAGAAAGACAGAGCUUUUCCAGCGGAGUUGGGCGUUGAUUUGUCCAUCCGCAAGCUGAUGGAAGUGCCCAAACCCAGCAAAGCCAAUCAAUCCCGUCACUUCGAUGGCUACUACAAGAAGCAGUCUUUCCACUUCAUCAAGUCCCAAUUGAAGCUUAGGAUAGGGUUUGACAACCUCCCGGAUGACCUGCCAAGACUUCUCCGCCUGCAGGCGCAAGACCUUCUGUCCAGAAAAAUCGAAGUCGACCUGUCGGCAUUUGAUGCUUCCGACAGGGAUCGUUCUAUCGCCAAGAAGGAUCAACAGGAUGAGCUUGUGAGGCGUCUGCUGAAGGCAGUAAUGUUUGCUGAGUCUCUUCCAGAAUUCAAGGAUGAGGCGGCGUCUUUUCUCAUAAACGUUGCAAGGCACUUCACUAUUGUCGACAUCGGGCGGUCGGUGGUCGAUGUCAAGCACACCUACAGCCAAUUCAACCCCACGGCUGGCGAGGGCCCCCUAUACAUCGACACCAGGGUCUUUUCUGACGCCAUUGUCGAGUCACUAUCGUCCGAACACCCUGAUGUGCGAGAUUCUGCGCGGAGAGUCAUCCGCGAGAUCUACAAUACGGCAUCGACAAUCUUCGGCUCAGCACAAUCGGCCGCCCGCCUGCCGUUCUUCGGCAAUCUCAGCACGACAUUUUGCCAUGCCUGCUACGAAGAAGAAUGGUUUACGAAAGCCGGUGGCACCCUCGGCGUCAAUUUCCUUCUCACAGAAUUGGAGCUGGGCGAUCAGUGGGCGAUCAGCAAGCAGACAGACUUCAUUAGGGCGCUCAUGUAUGUCGUCAAGGACAUGCCCCAGGACUUGCCAGAGAAGACAAGAUCAUCUGCCCAGCUCACACUUGAGAUUCUCCUGAAGAAAGUUACCAAGAACGCCAAGAAGGAAGACGCUUUGCCAUCAACUACACCCGGUCAAGCUCCGCAGCGGCACCGACUGGCUCAGAUUUGCAUGCAUUUCAAUAACGAGCUUGCGCAUAUGAAUCGUCAUGUGCGCGAGACGGCGAAGAGAUCACUGGAGCUGAUCGCCAAGGCAGCCAGUUGUGAGGUUUGGGAAUUGAUCGAGCCGUACAAGGAGCGCUUCCUCCAACCGAUCUAUUCCAAGCCCCUGCGUGCUCUGCCGUUCCCUGUUCAGAUCGGGUACAUCGAUGCGAUGACCUACCACAUGACACUCAAGCAUGACUGGGUUACCUUCGAUGAACACCUCAAUCGUCUGCUCAUGGAGUCUCUUGCCUUGGCAGAUGCCAGCGACGAGUCACUCGCGAACAAGCCAGCGGAGUUCCGUACUCAUGACUAUAUUGUCAACCUCCGCGUAGCAUGCAUCAAGAUGUUGAGCACUGCCAUGAGCUUUGAUGAGUUUGCCAAAGGCACAAACAUGGCAGCCACGCGAGCCAAGAUUGUCUCCGUCUUUUUCAAGUCCCUCUACUCCGAGUCGCAGGCCACUAUUGAUGCCGCCAACGACGCCCUCAAGUCCGUACUACAACAGACCAACAAGCUGCCCAAGGAUCUCCUUCAGGGGGGACUGCGGCCUGUUCUCGCCAGCCUUCAAGAUCCUAAGAAGCUGACAUCCCAUGGUCUGGAUAAUUUGGCUCGUCUCUUGAAGCUUCUUACAACAUACUUUAAAGUCGAGAUCGGAAGUCGCCUUCUCGACCACGUCAAGAUUCUGGCGGAUCCGAACGUGUUGCAAGCGAUCUCCUUCACCUACUUUGAGCAGCAUUCUCAGAUGAAGGUUGUCUCUGCGGUUUUCAACAUUUUCCACCUCCUCCCUCCCGCUGCUGAGACCUUCAAGGAACGUCUGAUCGAUCUUGUCCUCGACCUCGAAGAGAAGUUGCGCCGCACUCAUGUCAGCCCUUUCCGACCUCCUCUCUACAAGUAUCUCAACCGCUACCCGGCAGAAAUGUGGGCUUUCUUGAUGCCGAAGAUAGGCGAAGUCAAAUACGGUCGAUUCCUGGCUCAGGUUCUCUCCCAUCCCGACAGUGGACCCCUUCGAAAGGAAGCCGUGUCCGGCGUGGAUAACCUAGUCAAGGCCUGCAACGAGAUUGUCACGCAAGACAAGGAGACAAAAUUUGUGGCGAUCAUCAACACGAUCCAUGUUCUUGACUCUCUGGGUCAGUGGCCCGCGUGCGACGCUUGGAUGGACAAGAAGGAAAUCUUGACAUGGAUGAAGCAAGUGGGCAAAGAGCUCGAGGCACAGCUGCGCAAAUACACACUGGCAGCUAACCUCCGAAUGCCGGCUGCUCAAGCUUCGGAGCAACUCAUGAACAUUCUUCUCAAGUCUCUUGAGAGAAAUCCGAAGGAUUUGGAGUCACUGUUCAGCAUCGUCGAAGCGGUCACAUCCGAGGACUUCCGAGAUCCUCAACCCCUCAUCGCUUAUGUGUACAAAAACAUCAUCAACAACGAUUCUGUGGAGAUUGGCGUCGCGGCAAUUUUGAAGUGUUUGGAGGCCUACUCUUCCCGCAAUGUUUCUCAGAAGAUGAAGUGCUUCUUGCUGCACAACAUUGUCAACCCCACCAUUGCAAUGGAUGUUCAGCGGCAUUGGAACUCCACACAACAGGGCCAGCCGCGCUUGAUAGAUCGAGCUGUCAUUGAUGCUGUGGUGGCAAAGGUCUGGAAGUCAAACCAAGACACCAGCCAACAGGAUCACGACGAUCUCGCUCAACCCGGCAUCGAUCACACCAAGUUCGAAGUCCUUCAACUGUCCGCACUGCUCUUGAAGUACCACUACCAGACGAUCCAGGAGACUAGGAAGGAUAUCAUCAAGAGCUGCUGGACCUUUAUCCGCCUCGAUGAUGUCAUCAAUAAGCAUGCAGCUUAUGUGGUCAUUGGGUACUUCAUUGCGCUCUACGAUACGCCCAUCAAGAUCGUUACUCAGGUCUAUCUUUCGCUGUUGAAGGCCAACCAGAACGAGGGCCGGGCCCUGGUGACACAAGCCUUGGAGCUCGUGGCGCCUGUGCUCCCCAAGCGACUCAACACUCCGCAGAACGACCGAAACGCGGCUUGGGCUAUUGCACCGAGAAGAGUGCUGGCCGACGAAGGCCAGAACGCGCAGCAAAUGACGAGCAUUUUCCAUUUCCUCGUUCGACACCCGGAACUGUUCUACGACUCCCGCGACAAGUACGCUAUGCUGAUCAUCACGUCACUCAGAAAGGUUGCCGCACCUGCAACCGCGUCGAAUGAGUCAAAGAAGCUCGCCUUGAACAUGAUGUGGCUCAUCUGGCUUUGGGAGCAGAGGAGAGUGGAAGGCAAGGGUGAUGCCCUAGCACGCUCUCAAUCACAGUCGCCAAACUCAAAGAAGAGGAAGCUCGACGGUGACCAGCCCAUGUCGUCACCUCCUUCUGUGAAGCAGCAACUCGCGCCCAACGAUUAUCAGAUCCCUCCAGUUGGACGUCUCAAGAUGAUCCGCUAUCUGAUUGAGUUCAUCGCCCAGUUGAACGAACGGUAUCAGGUCCCAUCUGCCAAGUUCAAAGACUCGCCCACGUUGGCCGGUUUCGCCUCGCCUAGCGCAUCAUCAACUGAGCUCUGCAAGAAGUCCAUGUCACUUCUCUAUCAUCUGCUGCAACCUCAAUACUGGAGUGACCUCGACAUUGACCUCUUUCCUCAUGUCACUGAUGCCGUCCUCGCUAGUGACAGAACGCAAACUGUUCUCACGGCGGAUCCGAGCGACAAGGAGAAGUUUGAUAACAAGUUCAUCACCAACAUCAUCAACACUCUUCAAGUCGUGCGGAUCAUUCUCAAUGUUAAAUCAGACGACUGGGUCCAAAAGAACAUGUCCUCUAUACAGAAGGUUCUUGACAAGUGCUUGAGGAGCGAGAAUCCGGAAAUACAGGACUGUCUCCACACUGCGGAUCCUGAGAACGAUGACAAUCGGGAGCUCAAGGCUAUCGUCAAGCGCGUUCUGGAGGCCGUUCCCGAAGAUGUCCCCAUGGAAGAUGCCGAUGCCGACGGUGAGACAGAGGCGCAAACUUCAGAAAUCAUCCAAGCUCUCUCCACAACAGCUGGAGAAGCUAUGGCAGCAGGCAACUACACUUCUGGAGUCAACACCUUGUGGUCACUUGGCAACCGUAAGCCGACAAUCAUCGACCAGCACAUUCCCGUCCUCAUGAAGGCCCUCCAGAGUAAGCUUGCACGUGAACAUGUUCAGCACUACAGUAUCGUCGCGAAUCUGCAAGCCGGCGGAGCACCUCCUAAUAGGGGCCCGGAUGCGCCACCGUCUGGCGAAAUGUCAACCUAUGACCUCGAGGUCUCAACAGCUCUCAUGCUCAAGGCUAUGCAGGUUGUCGCUCUCAGGAUGGAGGUCCUCGGCGACAACCGUCGCCCGUUCCUCAGUGUCCUGGCCACACUAGUUGAAAAGUCUAUGCACAUCCCCUUGUGCGAAGAGAUUCUCGUCAUGGUGGAGGGAUGGGUUUUCCGAUCCGAAGGCACGUGGCCGACUCUGAAGGAAAAGACUGCCGUUCUCCACAAGAUGCUCUCUUUUGAGCACCGACAAGAUCCCGCCAUGCUCACAAAGUUCCUUGAGCUCGUGAUUCGGAUCUACGAGGAUCCGAAAAUCACCAGAACUGAGUUGACUGUGAGGAUGGAGCACGCUUUUCUCAUUGGCGCCAGGGCGCAGGAUGUUGAGAUGCGAAAUCGCUUCAUGGCCAUCUUUGACAAGAGUCUUUCUAAGACGGCAACUGCCCGCCUGUCGUACGUACUCACGGCUCAGAACUGGGACACUCUUGCAGAUAGCUUCUGGCUUGCCCAAGCCUCGCAGCUUCUUCUGGGUGCUGUGGAGCUGAAUGCCGCUGCUCAACUGCAUGCCGAAGACUUUAGGACACUGCCGGCCAGCCAGUUGUGCAUGAUUUACGCCAAGGAUACCAGAGAGCCGGCAAACAUGGCGGACGACAAAUUCGACACCCUCAUCGCACAACAUCGUCGCUUCAUGAACGAAAUCGCGGAUGUCAAGGUCCGCGACCUUGUCGAGCCCCUCAGUCAGCUCCAGCACAUCGACAACACGUUGGCCCAUCAGCUUUGGGUUUCGGUUUUCCCAAUUUACUGGUCUGCGACGGCCAGAGAUGAGCGCAUUGAGCUUGAGCGUGGAAUCGUGACUCUCCUGACGAAGGAUUAUCACAGCCGUCAAAUCGACAAGCGGCCCAACGUCGUCCAGUCGCUGCUGGAGGGCGCUGCGAAGGCGUGGCCCAGCUGCAAGAUACCGCCACACGUGCUCAAAUACGAAGCCAAGACGUACGAUACGUGGUACACGUCGCUCGUGCAGCUUGAGAAUGCAGCAAUCAAGCCGGAAAUGGAGUCUGCCAAGGUUCGCGAGAGUAACCUCGAUGCUCUUGUCGAUCUUUAUGCGUCAUUGCAGGAAGACGACCUCUUCUACGGAACGUGGAGACGCCGCUGCCAAUUUGUUGAGACAAACGCUGCCCUCUCUUAUGAGCAGAACGGCAUGUGGGAUAAGGCUCAAAAGAUGUAUGAAGCUGCACAGAUCAAAGCUCGAACUGGCGUCAUCCCUUUCUCGCAGGGAGAGUACAUGCUGUGGGAGGAUCAUUGGGUCCUCUGCGCCCAGAAACUCCAGCAAUGGGACAUCUUGCAAGACUUUGCCAAACAUGAAAACUUCCAAGACCUGCUCCUGGAGUGUGCCUGGCGCAACACGGAGAUGUGGCAGGACGGCAACCAACGAGAUGCAUUGGACACUCUGAUCAAGGGCGUUAUGGACGCCCCUACGCCUCGCAGGGCGUUCUUCCAGUCAUUCAUGGCCCUUCUCAAGUUCCACAACAAGUUGGAAACGCACGCCGAGUUCGCCAAGUCUUGCGACGAAGCGAUCCAGCUGUCCAUCCGGAAGUGGCACCAGCUUCCUCAGCAGCUCACAAAAGCACACAUUCCGCUGCUACAGAACUUCCAGCAGCUGGUCGAAUUGCACGACGCUCAAGUCAUCUGCCAGAGCUUGUCGAGCACCAACCAGUCGAACCUUGACGUCAAGUCCGGUGAGCUUAAGUUACUGCUUGGUGCGUGGCGAGACCGCCUGCCCAAUGUAUGGGACGACAUCACAGCUUGGCAGGACCUUGUCACAUGGCGCCAACACAUUUUCGGGCUCAUCAACCAGACCUACUUGCAACUCCUCCCACAACAGGGUGGCAACCAGAACACUAACGGUGCUUCGUUCGCGUACCGCGGCUACCACGAGACGGCGUGGAUCAUCAACCGUUUCGCCCAUGUCUCUCGCAAACACAACCUGCCCGAUGUGUGCAUCAGCCAGCUGAGCAGGAUUUACACACUGCCCAAUAUCGAGAUUCAAGAGGCGUUCCUCAAGCUUCGCGAGCAAGCCAAGUGUCACUUUGAGAACCCUGACGAGCUGACGAGUGGAUUGGAUGUCAUCAACAACACCAACCUCAACUACUUCAAUCCACCCCAGAAGGCCGAGUUUUACACGCUCAAGGGCAUGUUCCUGGAGAAGCUCAGCCAAAAAGAGGAGGCUGACAGCGCUUACGGUACCGCCUUGUACUUCGAUAUCACCGCGGCCAAGGCGUGGGCUGAGUGGGGCUACUUCAACGAACGAAGGUUCAAAGCGGACGCCAACGAUGUCAACUCGGCUCGUCAGGCUCUGACAAGCUACCUGCAAGCUGCAGGAAGCUACAAGAACGCCAAGUCGAGAAAGCUCCUUGCGCGGAUCCUGUGGCUCCUCAGCCUCGAUGAUGCCACGGGGACCAUUGCUGCUGGUUUCGACGACUUUAAGGGAGAAACACCGAUCUGGUACUGGAUCACGUACAUUCCCCAGCUGCUCACAGGUCUCGCCUACAAGGAGGGACCCCGCGUCCACCAGAUCCUCACCAAGAUUGCCAAGUCGUACCCUCAAGCGCUUUACUUCCAGCUCCGCACCAACCGGGAGGACAUGGCGGUCAUCAAGAAGAACCAAGAAGCCAAGGAACGGGCCCGCCAGCGCGCCCAGUCGGCUGCCUCGCAGCAGGCCAGCGCUUCUCCUCAGCUGCCGAAGAAUGAGACCGUCUCGGGUGCUGCGUCGAGCUCGAGACCGGGCACCGCCAACGGCGACAGCGCUCUCGUUAAGACCGAGGGCGGUGACACCAAGUCAUCGUCGGUGCCACCGGCACCUGCAGACGGCGGCACGCCCGCACCAGCAGCAACCCCAGUGCCCGCUCCCACCCCUACGCCUGCACCGGCUUCUGCGCCGGUACCGGCGCAAGCGGCUCAAGCUCAGAGUGACCAGCAGCAGCAGCAGUCCGGGGCCGGCCAGAAGAAGCCGCCCUGGGAGCUGACCGAGGAGAUCAUGAGCCACUUGAAGUCUGCUUUCCCACUGUUGGCUCUGUCAAUGGAGACCAUGGUGGAUCAGAUCCAGAAGCACUUCAAGUGUCCUCCGGAUGAGGACGCGUAUCGACUGAUCGUGGCGCUGCUGAACGACGCUCUGGCCUAUGUGAGCCGUAUGCCUUCAUCAUUUGCCAAGAUUAAGCUUCCGUCGGCGACUGAGACGAACAUAACGCGGUUUGCCGAGACAAUUCUGCCUCCGCAUAUCAAGAAGUCGUUUGAGGCCGACUUUGUGCAGACCAAGCCGACGAUGGACGACUACAUUUACAAGCUCCGAAGAUGGCGCAACAAGUUUGAGGAAAAGCUCGACCGCCGAUCAACGCGUGUGUCUCUUGAGGCCUUCUCGCCGCAUCUCAGUGAGUUCCGGUACCAGCGAUUCGACGACGUUGAGAUCCCCGGCCAGUAUCUGGAGCACAAGGACAAGAACCAGGAUUUCAUCCGCAUCGAGCGAUUCCUGCCAAACGUUGAGCUCGUGCGGUCCAUCAGCGCCUCAUACCGGCGGCUCAAGAUCCGCGGCCACGAUGCGAGCGUGCACUCGUGGGCGGUGCAGCACCCGGCGGCGCGUCACUGCCGACGCGAGGAGCGCAUCCUGCAGCUCUUCCGGCAGCUCAACCAGACGCUCAACCGGCGCAAGGAGAGCCGGCGCCGUGACAUGCAGUUCACGCUGCCGCUGAUGGUGCCGCUGGCACCACACAUUCGCAUCGUGCAGGAGGACACGUCGUACAUCACGCUGCAAGGGGUGUACGAGGACCACUGCCGGCGCAACUCGAUGAAGAAGGACGACCCAGUGCUGUUCACGAUGGAGAAGUUGCGGGGUGUCCUGGACACAAAGAACGCGAAACACGGAGAGCAGACGGCGACGGCGCGUCUCGAGGUGUUCAACGCGAUCCAGGAGAAGUGGGUGCCGCACACGGUGGCGCUCGAGUACUUCCAGAAGAUCUUCCCGAGCUUCACGGACUUUUGGCUGUUCCGUCGGCAGCUGUCCUACCAGAUGGCGGCGCUGACGUUCAUGACGUACAUUCUGUACAUGCACAACCGGUACCCGCAGAAGAUCAACAUUGCGCGGGCGUCGGGCAACAUUUGGGGCUCGGAGCUCAUGUCGUACAUGAGCGCGGGCAAGCCCUUCUUCCACAACCCGGAGCCGGUGCCGUUCCGUCUGACGCCGAACCUGCAGACGCUCAUGGGCCCGCUCGCGAUGGAGGGCAUCUUCAGCUGCUCGCUCAUGGCGAUCGCGCGGUGCCUUCUCGAGGGGGAGCACGAGCUGGAGAACGCGCUGACGCUGUUUGUGCGGGACGAGAUGAUCUUCUGGUUCACGAGCUCGCACCGGGCCGUGCAGAUGACGGAGCACCAGCUGCGCGAGUCGGUACAGGUCAACAGCGACUCGAUCGUCAAGCGGGCGACGAGCCUCGCGCAGAGCCCGGCGAGCAACCUGCCGGCCAACCAGACGGUCAUCGACCUCAUCGCCAAGGCGGUCAACCCGAUGAACCUUGCGCAGUGCGACGCCCUGUGGAUGCCGUAUCUGUAA
Molecule: messenger RNA, 11511 nt
Organism: Verticillium nonalfalfae
Lineage: Eukaryota; Fungi; Ascomycota; Sordariomycetes; Glomerellales; Plectosphaerellaceae
Exons: 5
Coding region: 1-11511 (3836 amino acids)
Biological process (GO): DNA repair; regulation of DNA-templated transcription
Cellular component (GO): NuA4 histone acetyltransferase complex; nucleus; SAGA complex
Molecular function (GO): transcription coregulator activity; protein binding
Source: RefSeq, a predicted model, not a curated record